GACGGUCACCCAGUCUUAUAUUGGAUACAGAUGCACUCAAAGUACCCGUGUUUAAGCCAGUUUGCAAUUGAUAUGCUAACUAUCCCAGCAUCAAGCUGCGAUUGUGAGCGGCUCUUUAGUGAGCUUGGUGACCCCCUAGAGCCCAAACGACGCGCUAUUGGCAGCGAGCUACUUGCUGCUCUUCAAUUGGUGAAAGCGUGGGUAACAGCUGGUUUCAAAACUCAGCCUAACGGUAGCGCUGAGGCCAACGAUAAGGACGAUCUGUCGGAUGAGGAUCUUGUACGUGACUACAAUAUACAAGAGUGGACUACCUAG
Molecule: messenger RNA, 315 nt
Organism: Bipolaris victoriae FI3
Lineage: Eukaryota; Fungi; Ascomycota; Dothideomycetes; Pleosporales; Pleosporaceae
Exons: 1
Molecular function (GO): protein dimerization activity
Source: RefSeq, a predicted model, not a curated record